This is a messenger RNA of Drosophila ficusphila, 967 nucleotides long. RefSeq lists its product as uncharacterized. The transcript is spliced from 4 exons. The record is from RefSeq and is a predicted model, not a curated record. Lineage: Eukaryota; Metazoa; Arthropoda; Insecta; Diptera; Drosophilidae. Bases 363 to 869 code for a protein of 168 amino acids.
AUGCGAGUUAGACCAGUCAAAUCUAUGGUUUCUUAAGAGUAUAGUAGGACAAUUUUAUUAGGUUUAAAAUUUUCUUAUUUCCUAAUAAAAAAAAUCAAAAUAAAUAGUUAUCCAGUGCAAAAUUUUCCAAAUAAAUAGUUAACCACACUUUCCGCCAUUUGACACUAACUAUUAAAAUUUUCCCGCCACACUCACAGAAAUUGUACCACUUUGCACGGUAUCUCAAGACAUAAUCUUGCGUUUCGGGUAGAAGCAACCGAAAAAUUUGGGCACAGUUUCAGCGUUGUCGUCCAGCCGAUAGGUUCUAUCUUUUCGCUCAAUUAUGUUAUUUAAAGUCAAGGAAAUGACUAAACACAGCGAAAAUGCCUAGUAAAGGUUUUCCCUUACGGCGCGACAUCCUCGGUGUGGUUUUGGGUCUGCUUUGCAUUGCCACAUCCAUAUGUGGCGCAUUAAUUUGUUCCGUCUAUUUGGGAGAUAUCAGACCCAGUGACACUUUGAUUCUAACAAUUGGUAAACGAUCUUAUUUAGUGCUUCCGUGGUUGAUAGACAAUGGAUUGCUUUUGAUCUUGCUUUCUAUCAUUAGCCUUUUAGGAUGGAUUAGUGUCAUUGCUAACUCGACUCGCUCUCUGUACAUCCUUUUAUUUACCAUUAUUGUCGGCAUGUUAAAUGUACUCUUCUGGUAUCUGUACUAUGGAAUUUAUUCGCUUUAUAAGACUUUCCAGGCCUCCGAAAAGCUCAGCACUUUGUACUCAACGCUGUUCCCAGCGUCACAACCACAUGUAGCUGAGGUCAAUGAACUGGGGGCUGGGGAGUUUGUGCCGAUGGUUUCCCUCGAGAAUUCGGGUCUCCCAAUCCGUGAAGCUGAUUGAAAAAUGGUGGAAUUUCAACAAAGAUCAGGGAAUUGGCUUUUCUUAAAUUUUGUUCAGUCUGGAAAUAAAUGCUGUGUAUUUAUAACUAUUUAUUCAUA